Etheostoma cragini (Arkansas darter) is the source of this 1321-nucleotide messenger RNA. RefSeq names its product alpha-2-HS-glycoprotein 1 (gene ahsgb). Bases 51 to 1208 code for a protein of 385 amino acids. The record is from RefSeq and is a predicted model, not a curated record. Gene Ontology annotation, cellular component: blood microparticle; extracellular region; extracellular matrix. Gene Ontology annotation, biological process: negative regulation of endopeptidase activity. Lineage: Eukaryota; Metazoa; Chordata; Actinopteri; Perciformes; Percidae. The transcript is spliced from 8 exons. Gene Ontology annotation, molecular function: cysteine-type endopeptidase inhibitor activity.
UCCUUGUCUAUAUAACCCUGUCCCCAUCCUCUUGCUCUCCAGUCUGCACCAUGAAGGGAUUUCACAUCGUGGUGCUGCUGUCCUCGGCCGUCCUGCUGGUCAGCGCUGCUCCGGCUCUGGAGCUGGUGACAUGCAGCGAGGACGGUGGACCUGCGGCUGCGCGGCUGGCUAUGCAUCGCAUUAACGAGAACCAUGACCACGGCUACAAGUUCAGACUCAAAACAAUCCAAAGCCAUAAAAUGGACAAGGUGGACGGAGGCUGUAACCUUGAGCUGCAGCUGAACCUUCUGGAGACAGUGUGCUACAACAUCGACCCCAAACCCUUUGAGGACUGUCUGAUCCGUGGAGAGGCUGAGCGGGCGGUGAUGGCUAACUGCACCGUACAGUUCAGCGUUAGAAAUAAUGACGCCAACCUCACCAAGUAUGAGUGUGACACGCGACAAGUAAAAACCAACCAGGACAUGGUGAUGCUUUGCCCUGACUGUCCCAUGCUGGUCCCACUGAACAACAUUGGCGGUCUCAAGUCUGUUAAAGAAGCUGUGAGCAAAUUCAACCAGAACACCACCAACCAGCACUACUACAUCCUGAAGGAAGUGGGACGGAUCAGAGUUGGGCACGUGCUCGGUUCAGGAAUGUACUACUACACUGAAUUUGCCCUGGUGGAGACUCACUGUCCAAUGGGAAGCAGAAUCAAUCCUGAGGCAUGCCAACCCCUCUGCCCUGACAGAGCUCAUCACGCUUUCUGCCAAUCAUCUUACUCCAAUGCAACUGGAGUCAAGUCAGUUGCGUGUGAAUUCUAUCCCCCAUCGAACACGACUGCCCUAGGUCCUGGUGAGAAAGAGCCCUUAUGCAGGUAUCAUGGGGGCGGCCAUCCUCCCGGUGUAGGCGGUGCAACACCUCCCCUUGGAUGCCUAUGGCCUCCCCAUGGUGGCUAUGGCCAUCCCCCCCAUGUUGGACAUGGCCCCCCUCCCCCUGGUGGCGACGGCCAUCCUCCCCGUGUAGGCGGUGGCCAUGGUGGCCAUCAUCAUGGCGGUGAUGGCAAAGAUGACAAGGAAAAGCAGCAUCAUGGGCCCCCAUUCGGUUCCAAACAACACUUCCAUCACUUCCAUCGUUGCCGUGGAUCAGACCCAGCUCUCCACCCCAUUUGCCCCUGGCCUCGUUCUGGUCACCGCCACGGUCACGGCCCCAGCCACAGACAUGAUGACUGAGAUACACCACACAACAAUGCUUAGGCAACCAUAACUGUUUGCCAGUCAACCAGAAAAAUUCUGUAACAGUCUCUAAAGUAUAAAAAAUGAGAAAUAUAACCUAUUAUAACCUA